Molecule: messenger RNA, 342 nt
Organism: Dibothriocephalus latus
Lineage: Eukaryota; Metazoa; Platyhelminthes; Cestoda; Diphyllobothriidea; Diphyllobothriidae
Source: the annotation of a GenBank genome assembly
AUGGGCGGUGGCGGCGGUCCCCCACUGCAACAGCUCGCAUCUGUCGGUGGCGGCGGCGUACAGUCCCGUCAGAUGUACGGCCAACUGCGUCCGUCCGGCCAGCCUCCACCACCGCCUUCUGCCGAGGGACGGGUAAGAAUUCCCCCCCUCCACGUUCCCGUUGGCCGUUCUCGGUUGCAAUGUGAAAUGACCCUGUCUCAGUUUCCUGUCCAUAAGAACACAGACGUAAUCGCUAGGCCGCACUUUUUGGGUAGAGCUCUCUUGACCGGGUAUGUUCUAGGACUAGUCUCACUUGCGCUACGCACUGUUGACCGGAAGCUUAUGCGUGGUGCUGAAUGGUGA